AGGGGGCUGGUUAUCAUGGCGGAUCGGACGGCUCCGCGCUGCCAGCUCCGGCUGGAGUGGGUGUACGGCUACCGGGGCCACCAGUGCCGCAACAACCUCUACUACACGGCAGGGAAAGAGGUGGUGUACUUCGUGGCUGGAGUCGGCGUGGUUUACAACACCAGGGAGCACAGCCAGAAAUUCUUCCUCGGGCACAACGAUGAUAUUAUCAGCCUUGCAGUUCACCCGGAUAAAAUGUUGGUAGCCACCGGGCAGGUUGGGAAGGAUCCCUAUAUUUGCAUCUGGGAUUCCUACCGUGUCCAGACCGUGUCUGUCCUGAAGGAUGCACACACGCACGGAGUCGCCUGCCUGGCCUUCGACUCGGACGGCCAGCGUUUGGCUUCUGUGGGACUGGAUGCCAAAAACAUGGUGUGUAUUUGGGACUGGAAGAGAGGCAAGCUCCUGGCAACAGCUACAGGCCACUCCGACAGGAUAUUUGAUAUUUCCUGGGAUCAAUAUCAGCCAAACAGAAUUGUCAGCUGUGGAGUAAAACACAUAAAGUUUUGGACAUUGUGUGGAAAUGCCCUGACAGCAAAGAGAGGAAUAUUUGGUAAAACAGGAGAUCUCCAAACAAUCCUGUGUUUAGCCUGUGCUAAAGAAGACAUCACCUACUCUGGGGCUUUAAAUGGGGACAUCUAUGUUUGGAAAGGGCUCAACUUGGUCCGCACAAUUCAAGGAGCACACAGUGCUGGAAUUUUUAGUAUGUAUGCUUGUGAAGAAGGCUUUGCCACUGGAGGGAGAGAUGGCUGCAUUCGGCUGUGGGACACUGAGUUCAAACCAAUUACUAAAAUUGAUCUCAGGGAGACUGAACAAGGAUACAAAGGCCUGUCCAUCCGCAGCGUGUGCUGGAAAGCUGACAGGCUCCUGGCGGGGACACAGGACAGCGAGAUCUUCGAGGUGCUCGUGAGGGAGAGGGACAAGCCCAUGCUGAUCAUGCAGGGCCACUGUGAGGGAGAGCUCUGGGCCCUGGCAGUGCAUCCCAAGAAGCCUUUGGCAGUCAGUGGCAGCGACGAUCGCUCCGUGCGGUUGUGGAGCCUUGCUGACCACGCCAUGAUUGCUCGCUGUAAUAUGGAAGAGGCCGUACGGAGUGUGUCCUUCAGUCCUGAUGGAUCCCAGUUGGCACUUGGGAUGAAGGAUGGCUCCUUCAUUGUCCUCAGAGUAAGGGACAUGACCGAGGUGGUUCACAUCAAGGACCGCAAGGAGGUGAUCCAUGAGAUGAAGUUUUCUCCAGAUGGCUCCUACCUGGCCGUGGGCUCCAACGAUGGGCCUGUGGACAUCUACGCCGUCGCCCAGAGAUACAAAAAAAUUGGGGAAUGCAACAAAUCCUCCAGUUUCAUCACCCACAUUGACUGGUCUGUGGACAGCAAGUUCCUGCAGACCAACGAUGGUGCUGGAGAGAGGCUCUUCUACAAGAUGCCCUCUGGGAAGCAUCUGACGAGCAAAGAUGAGAUCAAAGGAAUUCACUGGGCCUCAUGGACCUGUGUGAUAGGAUCUGAAGUGAGUGGUAUCUGGCCAAAAUACACAAACAUCACAGAUAUCAACUCUGUGGAUGGGAAUUUCAACAGCUCCGUGCUGGUGACUGGCGAUGACUUUGGGCUGGUGAAAUUAUUCAGAUUUCCAUGCCUAAAGAAAGGAGCUAAAUUCAGGAAAUACAUUGGCCACUCAGCCCAUGUCACCAAUGUGCGCUGGUCCCAUGAUUUCCAGUGGGUUUUGAGCACGGGAGGUGCUGAUCACUCUGUUUUUCAGUGGAGAUUUGUUCCAGAAGGGAUAACCAAUGGCAUCCUGGAAGCCUCUCCACAAGAGGGUGGUGUUGAUUCCUACAGUGAGGAAUCAGAUUCAGAUGUAUCCGACGUGCCAGAGUUGGAUUCUGACAUUGAACAGGAAGCUCAAAUCAACUAUGAUCGCCAGGUUUACAAAGAAGACCUACCUCAGCUGAAACAGCAAAGUAAAGAGAAAAACCAUUCUCUGCCCUUCCUUAAGAGAGAGAGAGCACCUGAGGACAGCUUGAAACUGCAGUUUAUACAUGGGUACAGGGGCUAUGACUGCAGGAACAACCUGUUCUACACACAGGCAGGGGAGGUGGUUUAUCACAUUGCCGCUGUGGCUGUCGUCUACAACCGGCAGCAGCACUCGCAGCGCCUCUACCUCGGCCACGACGAUGACAUCCUCAGCCUCAGCAUCCACCCCAUCAAGGACUAUGUGGCUACUGGGCAGGUUGGAAGAGAUGCUGCUAUCCAUGUUUGGGACACCCAGACCCUGAAAUGUUUGUCAUUGCUCAAAGGCCAGCACCAGAGAGGAGUGUGUGCACUGGAUUUUUCGGCUGAUGGGAAAUGUUUGGCAUCUGUUGGUCUGGAUGAUAACCAUGCCAUUGUGUUCUGGGACUGGAAAAAGGGAGAAAAGCUGGCAACAACCAGGGGCCAUAAAGAUAAAAUAUUUGUAGUGAAGUGUAAUCCACAUCAUGUGGACAGACUAGUCACAGUUGGGAUGAAGCACAUCAAAUUUUGGCAGCAAACAGGUGGAGGCUUCACCUCCAAACGGGGCACAUUUGGGAGUGUGGGGAAGCUGGAGACCAUGAUGAGUGUCUCCUACGGGCGCGUGGAGGAGCUGGUGUUCUCUGGGGCUGCCACUGGGGACAUCUACAUCUGGAAGGAGACCCUGCUGCUGAGGACAGUGAAGGCCCAUGAUGGACCUGUAUUUGCCAUGCAUGCACUGGACAAGGGCUUUGUAACAGGUGGAAAAGAUGGAAUUGUGGCCCUUUGGGAUGAUAUGUUUGAGAGAUGUCUGAAGACAUAUGCUAUUAAAAGAGCAGCACUCUCUGCUAGUUCUAAAGGUUUACUUUUAGAAGACAAUCCCUCCAUCCGAGCCAUCAGCCUGGGACAUGGGCACAUCCUGGUAGGAACUAAAAAUGGAGAAAUACUUGAAAUUGAUAAAAGUGGGCCUAUGACUCUGCUUGUUCAGGGCCAUAUGGAAGGAGAAGUGUGGGGCUUGGCAGCUCACCCUCUCCUACCUGUGUGCGCCACCGUGAGUGAUGACAAAACCCUGCGCAUCUGGGAGCUCUCUUCGCAGCACCGCAUGCUGGCAGUGAGGAAGCUCAAAAAAGGUGGGCGCUGUUGUGCCUUUUCUCCCGACGGGAAAGCCCUGGCGGUCGGGCUGAAUGACGGCAGUUUUCUGGUGGUGAAUGCUGACACUGUGGAGGACAUGGUCUCUUUCCACCACAGGAAGGAGAUGAUCUCGGAUAUAAAGUUUUCACGAGAAUCAGGAAAAUACCUGGCUGUGGCUUCCCAUGAUAACUUUGUAGAUAUUUACAAUGUCCUUACCAGCAAAAGGGUUGGCAUUUGCAAAGGUGCCUCCAGCUACAUCACCCACAUCGACUGGGACUCCAGAGGAAAGUUAUUGCAAGUCAAUUCUGGUGCCAAAGAACAACUAUUUUUUGAAGCACCAAGGGGGAAAAGACAUGUUAUAAGAAUUGCUGAGAUAGAGAAGAUUGAAUGGGACACCUGGACAUGUGUGCUUGGUCCCACCUGUGAGGGAAUCUGGCCCAUGCACAGCGACGUCACCGUUGUCAACGCGGCCAGUCUCACAAAGGAUAGAACCCUCUUGGCCACAGGAGAUGAUUUUGGGUUUGUGAAGCUCUUUUCCUACCCAGUGAAGGGUCAACAUGCCAGGUUCAAGAAGUACGUGGGGCACAGUGCCCAGGUGACCAACGUGCAGUGGCUGCACAAUGACUCCGUGCUCCUUACCGUUGGCGGCGCUGACACCGCGCUCAUGAUCUGGACCAGGGAGUUCCUGGGCAUCCAGGAGAGCAAGCUGGUGGACAGUGAAGAAUCAGACACAGAUGCAGAAGAAGAUGGAGGUUACGACAGUGAUGUUGCAAGAGAAAAAGCAAUUGACUACACCACUAAGAUCUAUGCCAUGAGCAUCCGAGAAAUGGAAGGCACAAAACCCCAUCAGCAGCUGAAGGAGGUUUCAGUGGAAGAGAGGCAGGGAAUUGUCAAGGGAUCAAGGCCACCCGUGAGCAGAGCCGCUCCUCAGCCUGAGAAACUGCAAAAGAACAAUGUCAACAAAAAAAAGAAACUAGUUGAGGAGCUGGCUUUAGACCAUGUGUUUGGAUACAGAGGAUUUGACUGUCGCAACAACCUCCAUUACCUGAACGAUGGUGCUGACAUUAUUUUCCACACAGCUGCAGCAGGCAUUGUCCAAAACCUCUCCACUGGUAGUCAGAGCUUCUAUCUGGAGCACACUGAUGACAUCCUGUGCCUGACAGUGAACCAGCACCCCAAGUACAAGAACGUGGUGGCCACCAGCCAGAUCGGUGACAUGACAGAAUUCCCAGGUACAACCCCCACAAUUCAUAUAUGGGAUGCCAUGAGCAAACAAACCCUUUCCAUGCUGCGCUGCUUCCACACCAAAGGGGUCAAUUACGUGAACUUUAGUGCCACUGGCAAACUUCUGGUGUCAGUGGGAGUCGACCCAGAACACACCAUCACUGUCUGGAGGUGGCAGGAAGGAGCUAAAGUUGCCAGUAGGGGAGGACACCUGGAGAGGAUCUUCGUUGUGGAGUUCCGCCCGGACUCCGACACUCAGUUCGUGUCCGUGGGGGUCAAACACAUGAAGUUCUGGACCUUGGCUGGCAGUGCUUUGCUCUACAAGAAAGGGGUCAUUGGUUCCAUGGAAGACGCCAAAAUGCAAACCAUGCUCUCUGUUGCCUUUGGAGCAAAUAACCUCACAUUCACUGGUGCCAUAAAUGGAGAUGUCUACGUGUGGAAGGAUCAUUUCCUGGUCAGGCUGGUGGCCAAGGCUCACACAGGACCAGUGUUCACCAUGUACACGACUCUGCGGGACGGGCUCAUUGUUACUGGAGGGAAGGAGAGGCCCACAAAGGAGGGAGGAGCAGUUAAGCUGUGGGACCAGGAGAUGAAGCGGUGCCGAGCCUUCCAGCUGGAGACCGGGCAGCUCAUUGAGUGCGUGCGCUCCGUGUGCCGGGGCAAGGGGAAAAUCUUAGUGGGAACAAAAGAUGGAGAAAUCCUUGAAGUAGGAGAAAAAAGUGCUGCUUCAAACUUGUUGAUUGACUGUCACAUGGAAGGGGAAAUCUGGGGCUUGGCAACUCACCCCUCCAAAGACAUAUUUAUCUCUGCAAGCAACGAUGGAACAGCCAGGAUCUGGGACCUGUCGGACAAACUCUCCGUGUGCUGGGGAGGUGUGAGCCUGUUGCGUGUGUCCCCACAGAAGCUGGUGAACAAGGUGAGCUUGGGGCACCCUGCGCGCUGUGCCGCGUACAGCCCCGACGGCGAGAUGGUGGCCAUUGGCAUGAGGAAUGGAGAGUUCAUCGUCCUACUGGUCAACAGCCUCAAGGUCUGGGGCAAGAAGCGGGACAGGAAGUCUGCCAUUCAGGACAUCAGGAUCAGCCCAGAUAACAGGUUUUUGGCAGUGGGCUCACAAGAACAUACGGUGGAUUUUUAUGAUCUCACUCAAGGCACAACCCUAAACCGAAUUGGCUACUGCAAGGAUAUUGCCAGUUUUGUCAUACAGAUGGACUUCUCUGCAGACAGCAAGUACAUCCAGGUAUCCACAGGUGCCUACAAGCGUCAAGUUCACGAGGUGCCACUGGGAAAGCAAAUCACAGACCCUGCAGUCAUAGAGAAAAUCACCUGGGCCACAUGGACCAGCAUUCUUGGAGACGAAGUCAUUGGGAUCUGGCCACGAAAUGCAGACAAAGCAGAUGUUAACUGUGCCUGUGUGACCCACGCUGGCCUGAACAUAGUCACAGGAGAUGACUUCGGGCUGGUCAAGCUGUUUGACUUCCCAUGCACGGAGAAAUUUGCGAAACACAAGCGGUACUUUGGGCACUCAGCACACGUCACCAACAUCCGCUUCUCGCAUGACGACAAGUUCGUGGUGAGCACCGGAGGGAACGACUGCAGUGUCUUCGUGUGGCGCUGCCUCUGAGGAGCCUCUGGCUGCUGCUGUCCUGCCCCAGCGAGGGCUGUGCUGGCCGGGACAGACGGGAAUGCCCCUCCAGCUGCAGGAAUCCCAGCCCUGCUGCAGGCUGACAUUUCCAGAUCACUCAUCCCAACUUACCAAAAGGGAAUGGGAGCUGGCCUUGGAAAGCCCAACACCCUUGCGAAGGAAGCUGAGGUUUGAAGGGUAACCUGGGGAUCCCAAAGGGAUGAACAGUUCACUCACAAAGCUGCUUUUGCCUAAUACUGUGUUGUUCAAACCAUGUCUGAAAAGGGAGAAAAUGCUGGGCCCUUUAAUUUCCAAAUUUGUGGCUUGAACAAAGUUCAAAAAGUGGGUGGGUUUUAACCACACCUGCUUAAAACUCCAAUUUGGUGCACUCAGUAAAGCUGGGAGCAUUUAAUGAGCAGGCUGGGGAGAGGGGAGGUAACCCUUCAGCUUUCAUUAACUGAAGGAGCAAAGUAUCCUUUUUUUUUUUUAAGUCCAUUUUAUUUUUAAAUAUAUAUAUUUGGCAGAAUUUUCUAUCCAUGAAGUGCCUUGGAAUAAUUUUCUAGUAGUUUGGGCUGCAGCCUUGCCUCCCCCCACCUGCUUUCCAUACAUGGUGCUAUGACUCUCACCCAGAGGAGGGCUAAACCAUUCUCACCUUUUCCAGCUGGGUACUUACAUUAUCCCUAUUUUCUGCUUUGGUUUUUUAAUACCUUCACAAGUGAAUUCCCCACUGUUUCUGACAGUGAGCGGCUCUGUGCUGUCGGAAGGCCAAAGUGACAGCAUUCCAGCUCCUGGGCAGCUGCUCCUGCAGCCAGCAGUGCAAGCUGAACUCCAACAGUGAGUGAGAGGAGAGGGUAUGGACAGACUUAACACCAAGAUUGAGGGAGUCAUUCCCCAAGUAUUCCUGCAUGCUCCCCGUUUCUGGGAAAAUGUGCUUUACACUCCUACAGGCAGUGGCCAGCCAGAAUCUUGGCCUGGUGGGAAAGCCUCCAUCAGUCCCUAUUUCCUGUUCUGGAGGGGGGGUCCUAAGCCUUCAAAGGAAACCCUGGAAUGUCCCUAUAGCAGGGCUGUGUGUGCCCUCCAGCCAGUCCAUGCUGCAAGGAAAUGCAGGAAAUGCAGCUUUUUUUGAGCAGGGGGGAAACCUUAUCUUGGUUGACUCUGGGCUCCUCUCUCUGUCCCUGCUUCUCCCUCACCCCACAGAGCCCCUUGUCCUGGCCUGGGGGACAGCUGAGAUCAAAGGAGAGCUGCCUCCAGGGGAAAGUGGAACCAUGGACAGAUAUUCCCAAAAGGCAACUCAAACCCUUCACUAUUUGUUAGAACAUUUUGUCAAAACCAAAAGCUCAAGGGACAAUGAAACUGGAGAAGGUUUAAAAAGGAAUAGCAAAUAUGGGCAAUGUCAAAAUAUGUAUUUAAGAUAUUGAAGAUUCUGGGCAUGGAACAUCCAUGUUUUGAAAUUAACUUUCUUAAUUAAAAGAAAUAAAGGCCAAAAUAAAACGUUUAUAGACUUACAUUUAGUCUCUGAAAAGCAAUAGUGCUUUAGUCCCAGUUCAGGACAAUAGGAUUUUGAACUCUGGAACCUUCCUGCCAGUCCGUUUCUGCUUCCCACUGCACAGAAAAGUAGCAAAAACAUCCCAUUAAAGGAGUGAAUUCCUGUCUGUUUAACACAUGAAGUGCUUCAGCAACCUCAAAGAAUCACCUUUUUUUUUUUUUUUUUUUUACAAUUGAAUUUAUUAAUGCCUUAUAUGACUAUACAGCAGAGCAGUUUGUCAGAUACACAGUACGAGUCCCUAUGCAGUCUUUUCUUUAAAGAAACCUUCAGGAUCAAAUCCUGUUCUGUCAGGUGGUGCCAGCAGUGAGCACCUCUGCCUAUGUUUUAACCACUCAUGUUUGCCUUCCUUCCACAUUGAUUGUAUCCCAAAUAAAACCAGUUGCGUGGCAGAAUGAAUUAAUCAACAGUGAUGUGAGAAGUAUCUUCAAGCAAUAGUGUCUGUCAGGAAAACAUGGUUUGUAUGUUUCUAUGGUCUGGCUUCCUGUAUAAAAUGCUCAGAAGUAAUGCUGUAUUUUACUGUAAGCUGAAAUAUUAAUGCAUGGAUUUCUAUUUUUCAACGGUCAAGAUGCCAUUCAUUUAAGAUCUGCAUCUCAAAAUAAAUCAGAAUCUCAACACUUUGACCUGGAAAGACUAUUGGGACUUACUUCCUUCAAACUUGAAAAUGUCAUCAACCACUCCUGUCUCAAAAAUCCAAGAACCUGACACCCUCCAGUGCUCCCUGGGACACUGGAGGUGACCCUGAGCAGCUCCUUCAUGCUGCAGAGGAAGAAAAGGGACCGUGACAAACCCACCCAGCACCACGCUCUACUGGGACACUACUGCCACCACCAUGGACAAUGGAUAUUUGUCACAAUGAACUUCAAAUAAA
Vidua chalybeata is the source of this 8399-nucleotide messenger RNA. It is a transcript of the gene EML6, whose product is annotated as EMAP like 6. The transcript is spliced from 44 exons. Gene Ontology annotation, molecular function: microtubule binding. The record is from RefSeq and is a predicted model, not a curated record. Lineage: Eukaryota; Metazoa; Chordata; Aves; Passeriformes; Viduidae. Bases 16 to 5985 code for a protein of 1989 amino acids.